This is a messenger RNA of Onychostoma macrolepis, 4702 nucleotides long. RefSeq names its product leucine zipper protein 1 (gene luzp1). Lineage: Eukaryota; Metazoa; Chordata; Actinopteri; Cypriniformes; Cyprinidae. Bases 526 to 3627 code for a protein of 1033 amino acids. The record is from RefSeq and is a predicted model, not a curated record. The transcript has 4 exons.
UCAGGGAAGGCGGGACUGUAUUAGCCGGGCAGGGCGUUCUUUCUGCGGUCACAGGCGGCGUAGUCGUUCUAGGGGUGGGUCUUUCUUGGCAAAGGAAAACCCACCUUUUUCAUUGUUUGGAUCUCGAAGGAAUGUGAUGGUUUGAUCUUGCGGCGCAAGGGAGGGGGGUGAGAGAAGGAACUAGCGAGGACCCUGCUGAGAGCUGCUUUAUUCAUCCUCAAAAAGUCAAACUCGACUGAGUACUUUGCCCUUCCAGAGAGCUACCUCCGAAAAAUUGUGACCGUUCUUCUCCCGGUGUUUAAGGUAGUCAAAAAUCACUUGGAUAACCAGUGAUAGUGGAGACAAGGCUGAAAUAAAAACGUUUUCAAAACAUCCUCCUGAAAGUAGGAGGAAAACGUGGACCUGUCCUUUAUAAUUUCUUCUUAAGAGUCCCGGAACCACUUAGAAAACACCACCAUACAAAUGUGUACCCCUCCAUCAAACAAUCAUAAAGACCUCACAGUGGAUUAGUAUCAGAAAGAAAAAAUGACAGACACAACAAGUCGCCAUCUGAGACACAAAUUGCAGAAUCUAGGACGACGUCUGGAUGAGCUUGAGGAGGCCAGAGGCAAACUACAGAAAGCUGAAGAUGAACUUCUUGACAUUCAGGACAAAAUCAUUCAGGCUGAGGGGAGCAAUUCCUCACUGCUCGCUGAUGUGGAGGCAAUGCGGAAGAGAUUGCUCAAAAUUGAAGGCAAAGAUGAAGAGGUCAGGAAAGCGGAGGAUCUUUGUCGUGAGGUUAGAGAGAAAUUAGAUCAGGAAGAGAAACUUACCAAGGAUCUUAAAGCAGAGAUUGAGCGUCUUCAGCGUAGAAUGACUGAACUUGAGAAGCUUGAAGAGGCUUUUGGUAAAAGCAAGUCAGACUGUUCCCAGUUGUGCCUUAGUCUUAAUGAAGAGAAAAACCUGACCAAAAAGCUUGCAGCAGAGCUUGAUGCUUUGAAGGCCCGUGUCAAGGAAGUGGAUACCUCUGAAGCUCGACUAGACAGGGCAGAAAAAUCCUUUACUGCAGAGAUGGAGAAACUAAAGAGUCUCACUCAGACUUUUGUGACCGAACGCAAAAGACUUCUGGAAAAGCAGAGAGAGGAUGAGAAAAUCAUUCUCAAGCUGACUGAGAAGCUUGAACGUCAGAAAAACAAACUAGGCCCAGCAGACCACAGCCGAUUUGAUUCUAGAGAUCUUCGAAUCGAAGAUGAGUUCUCAGCAGGCCUUACAUGCAAACUGGCCAGGAAGAAGAGUCUUGACUACUUGAAGCAUUCAGGUGACCUAGAUUUGAGAAAUGAGUCGGAGAAUGAGAAAAAUAUCUUAGAAGAGCAAGAAGAUAAUAAGGUUAAAGACCUCAGCCAAGAAGUGGAAAGACUGAAGAAUCGUUUGAAGCAGAUGGAGUUAGUGGAGGAGGACUUGAAGAACAUGGAAUCCAAGAAUGCUGAAUUGAUAGAAAAGUACCAGCAGGAGAGAAACCGUAGUCAAGCUCUCCAUGACCAGGUUGAGCAGAUGAAAAUGCAGCUCAAUGGUUGCAGCAGUAGUAAUGGAAACUCUGCAAUUGCCAGCACUACAAAGGUCCUGGAGAAUGGCAAGGCAGAAAAUGAAGAGAUCAAUGUAAGAGGCUUCAGACAGGAGAAACCUAAAUUGCUAAAUAGGAGUCCUGCUGCUUCUGAACCAGUCACCUCAAAGUACAAAAGCAGAGAGGCGUCUCCUCAGCAGAGGCGAGAAACUAAGCAGAGGAACAAAGACCUGUGUCACUCCACCGAAAACUCCCCAAAGACUGUACGAAGGACUCUUAGUCCAGCACAUAAUGUCAGGAAAGGUAUGAGGACUGGUGCUUCCAGUACUACUUCUGAUAAUGGGUCAAAAGAUAAUGGGACAAAAGAUGGAAAGAAAGAUGAAAAAAUUGGAAGUGCCUCAUCAAGUACUCUCACUGAAAGCAAGAAAGUUUCAGUCCUUAGUCGCUAUCCUCCAGCUGCUAAUGACCAAAAGUCUUGGAAGCCAUCGGUCAAGCAAAACGACAGUGAUAGCAAUAAGAGUCGAACAGAGAAGUUGUCCAGGUACCCUGGAAAUGAUAGUGAAUCAAACAACUCUGAUGGGUCACUCCUAAUUUCAGCCAGUGCUGCUGUCAUUGCUUUAUCAGAGAAAGGACUAACCGAACCUGAGAGUCUAGAUCAGGAUGCUUCUGCAAUGUUGAGUAUGUCCAAAGCAAAUGGUUCCUAUACUGCUUACAGAUCCCAUGUAUCUCCAUCUGUUCUGAGUGACCAUGGUUCUGAUGGUCACUCCUCAGCCUCUGAAACAGAAUCCACUGGCUCCAGACGCUCGGCAGGUGAGCAAAACGACCCCCUGAUGUCAAGUGGAAGAAAAUAUAGAUACUCACGGCUGCAAGAAUCUUACUCUGAUGGUUCCUCAAAGGUCCCCUUCAGCGAGGAGCAACACAGGCCUCUUACGGUGGAAGGGGAUACCCAGGAAACUACGCAUUCUACCUCAGGUAUUGAGGUCCGCAGGGUAUGCAGCCCUCGUGAAGCCCUCCGGUCAAAAGCUAUCAUCAAGCAAGCCAUUGUUGAGAUUGAUAAAAAGGAAGUGAUGUCUGGGGGAGUCACAGAGCCUUUGACCACCAGUAGGAAACCCAAGAUCUCCACUAAGCCAGUAUUGACUAGCAAGAUGACCAGCAGUAUCACCUUCUAUCCCAAUGACCCCAGCUCCUCUCGAACAAGCAGUCGGAGCAGUAGUUUAUCAAGCGAGCCCCCUUCCAAGGAAAGGCACACUUCCACAAGUAAUAUUGUCAUCAGCCCCAGUAUUGAGCACAGAGGUAGCAUCUCUAUACCUUACGAAAUAUCCAUCCCUAAGAGUGAAAUCACUCUGCGUCAAAGUGAGGCUGAUGCGAACUUCUCUGAAACUCACAGUUACCGUGAGACUGCUCCUGUGGAGGCAGCCCUCGUAUCUCAAAGCAGCUUCAGCCUCCAGACUUCAGAAGCUUCAGACUUGAACAAUGACAUUGAGUCUGCCUUUGAGAGCAGCAGUAGCAGCACCACCAUGACCAGCUGGAGAGGCCACCACAACCACAACUCAUAUGAUGACACUUUGCCAGAAAUGAGAAACGUCACUGUCAGGAGCACUUGGAGGAGCCGUGGGACAGCUUCUGUGGAUGAAUUUGCUCGAGCACUAAGGCAAGAUGGCUCAGAGGAUGAGGGCGAGUCUGCAACCACCUGGAGAGCGUAUAGAGCUACUACAGUGAUGGACACUCCAUCGAACUCCAGCACUGUUGCUAAUUGUGGAGGUAAACCAAGCCCAGUCGAAGUAUACAUGCGUAGGAUCAACAAUGCAGCACCAUCGGUCCCUGAUCUGGGACGACGGAACAAGAAGACUCCUUCACCAGAGAGAGCUAUUGCACACGAGCCUGUCAGUGCUCAGCAACUUCAGCCAAGAGGCCGUAAACACCCCAUGUCUGCAGACGAUCGAGAAACUACUCCAUCCUCAUGGCGAAGGCAGCCCCCAGGUGACGUGGACCUGUACGAUAGGUCUGGGAGUCGUGGAGCGUGGUCUAGCAGAAACCGCACAGCUGAUGGAAGCCGGUCGUGGUCAAAUCGCCAUCUGGACAACUGACCCAGAUUACCCACAUUUCCAAAUAGAGUUCCUACAUCUCAAAGUGGCUCUUGUGCGCAAGGAAUGAAGCUCAUCUCAUCUCUUCAGUUACACCAUAUCUUUAAAUACCAUCAGAUGAACAGAUUUCCAGGCAGUGACCCCUGGGAACCUCCUCAUCGUGCUCUUACAUCAACAACACCUGUAUUGAUUCACCAUCUUCCAGCUGUCGUUGGGGAACAGAAGUCACAUGUUCCUACAGCGAUGAAUCCUCUUCUGCUCCUCGUAGUGUAUUAAAGUCUUCAGAUGUGACAAGGGAGAGGCGCAGACAUGUGACUGUCUUGGUGUUUGGAGGAUGUGAAAGGGGCUUUGGAUCAGCGUUUUGAGAACCCCACACAGUCCUCUCUGGUGCCACAGGUCCAAACUUGAGUUUCAUGUGAUUUCACAAGGAGCAAGUUACAGCUUGUGGCUUUUUAAGUAGUUUGACUAUCUCACUUUUUUUCUGGAUGGUGUUUAAUUCAGGAAUUCAUUGGGAUUAUUGCACACAGCUAAAAUUCAUUGAUGAUCCAGGCGUUCACACAUAGAGCCAGUAGUCAAGUCUUCAGUAUGCAUUAAUGUACAUAUGCCCAGUUUUUCAUGCCUGGUGCCCAGGUUUAUUUGAUCUCAUUUGUAAUUUGCUCCUUGUAUCUGAUCAUGUCUAUUGAACUGUAUUCUUUUACUAGUUUGUUUAAUUCCUUCAUCUUCAUCUCUUUAAUUGGAUUUGAUGGUCUCACAACCAGCAUAGCGAAUGCACAGGACCACCAACACUAAAAAGCUGGGAAACGCAUCUGCAUGUUGACUCUUCCCCGUCUCAGUAGCUCUGAAGGGAUGUUGGCUUUGGAUUCCAAACCAGCUAUAGAAGAAUCCAAUCAUCUAGAGCUCAUCUGGAUGUGACCUCGUCCAUCUGGGUAGCUAACCGGGAUUAACCCAAAUGCUGGACAUUUAUGGACGAUUUUCAGAGCAGACUCCUCACAGCCGCUCUGUGACUCUACUCGCAAACUUUGCACAGAAAGACAUUGAUCCGAACUCUCAGUGUGUCACAGGAAACCAGCGUUAGGGA